AUGGCUUUCCCGAUGUUCGCAUUACGGCGUGAACAAGAUGCGCUGGUGCGUCUAUCCGGGGAGCGCGCACUGCGUUCGCGGCAAUGCCGGGGGAGGGGGGGGGGGGGGGGGGGGCAACGGCUUGGCGCGGGCGCGGCAAAAUGGCGGUGCUACCGCAACGUAGCGGCGCUACUUGAUCUUAUUAAUCUUCCUCGCGUUCUCCUUCGUCCUGACCGAGGUCUCCACGGUAAAGUCCUGGACUUCAUUAAUCAGCUUAUCCUGAUAGUCGAGCUCAUUAUUCAUAGCGCCCGCCAGGGCUUGCAUGUCCGCCAAGGCGCCGGAGAUCUGAUCCAAGUCCUCGUCCUGCUUGCGCAUGACGUGCGCGACGCCCUCGGAGUACUGGGAAUAAUCCUCGUGGACCUCCCUAGCAUCCCUCACGGCGGGCGGGGCGACGUCCUUCUUCCUCCUGCCAAUGCGGGCCCUCCUCGGCGGGGAGGCCUCGACCAGCUCUGCGCCAUCAAGCAGGGCGUCCCUCUCCAAAUCCUCCAAGGAGACGGCGGCGGGGCCGUCUCCCUCGCCCGCGGCGCGCAUGCCCUUGAGGUCGACGGCGUCGACGCCGCCCCUGCGGAGCUCCUCGCGCGCGUCGGCGUCCUUGCGCGACGUCUUGACCUUGUCCAGCCCCUUGCCGCCGGCCUUCUUGCGCGCGAACAGACGGGCCAGCUUGGGGCGCGCCAUCUUGUCGAUGAUGCGCUCCGACUUGUCUAG
Chondrus crispus (carragheen) is the source of this 744-nucleotide messenger RNA. RefSeq lists its product as hypothetical. The coding region runs from base 1 to 744 and encodes 247 amino acids. The transcript has a single exon. The record is from RefSeq and is a predicted model, not a curated record. NCBI's taxonomy places the organism in Eukaryota, Rhodophyta, Florideophyceae, Gigartinales, Gigartinaceae.